Messenger RNA from Cyclocybe aegerita, 2973 nucleotides. The record is from the annotation of a GenBank genome assembly. NCBI's taxonomy places the organism in Eukaryota, Fungi, Basidiomycota, Agaricomycetes, Agaricales, Hemipholiotaceae.
AUGAUCGACUGUGGUGAUGCGCUCCUGUUCUUCGAAGCGACUUCAUUUCCGUUCAAGCUCUUCCCGCCGAUCGUUGUUCAUUGCAAGACCAUUGUCGACCACACAGAGCGAACAGACAUCCACAAGUCAUGCAAAUCCAUCGAGGCCCUGCUCAACAUCCUGAACGAAUAUUGCGAAGCAGCGGGAGCCGUCGUCGCGUUGCAGAAGAAGCUGGCGAAAUCUCUGAAGGAUAUGGCUAGUCUGAAGACUACAGCAGAGACAGCAGCCAAUGCUAUGCACGCUAGUGCAGCUAUUUUCGAGUCCUUGUCCGACGUUGAUUCCAAAUUUGCCAAAAUUGCGGAUAAGGAGUACGAUGCCAUCAGCAUUGAGGUCAAGAAGUGGUUCAAGAAGCUCUCUAAAGAGGAACGCGCACACGAUGAACGGAUGGCCAGCGCCAACGCAAAGAUCAAGCAAGCAGGUCAAAAUUACGAGAAGAAGUCCAAGAAGAAGGCAACAGACGCGAGCGAGGAACAUGCAAGGUACAUCAACCUCAUCAGUACGCUUGGCCCUGAGGUCUCGCAAGAGAAAUAUAACCACACCCUCAACGUCACACAACGACAUACUGCCACAACUUACAGCGUUGCUGCCUGCCUUGCUCGUUUGGCAGACGUAGAAUGGCAAAAGUCUUGCGAAUGUGUACGCCGUUUCUCCCCCACCGUUGGCCCUCUAGGCAAUUGGAAGUCCCUAUGCGAGGGAGGCUGGACAGGCCCAAUACCGUCGGACCUGCCCGAUGUCGAGUUUUCCGGUGGGCAGCCAUCCCCUCGAGCUGAACAAGAGUCGGGAGGAUUGAAGCCUAUUGAAGAGGAAACGCGUCCUGGUCCGCCCACGUCGCCGAGAAUCACUCCAGAACCUCAAGCUUCACCGAAUCAAUCGCGGCACCCUCCUCCUGGAUAUUCAACUGGCCCUCCUUCUGCUUCAGCGAGUUCCAUGGAUGUUUCACGAGAGCAGUCGACUUCGACUCGCGAUUCUCCGACGCUCCAAAGGCAAGGACAGUCUCCCAUGACCAGCCUCAGCAACACGACCGAACGUAUCCCCGCCCCGCCGUCGUCGAAUACUCUUGAACCGCCAAGAGCUCCCUUUUUCGACCCCAAUACCGGAUCUGUUCGUUCAUUGUCAGCUUUCCCAUCACCUCCCACCCACUUCCCUAUACCACCAGCGCGCCCAAUCCAGCGUCAACAGUCAUCACUUUCUCAGUCUACCCAAGGCCAAGGACAGCUGGAAUUUCCUUCUAGCAACCAGCUUGCUGAAUCGCCAGUUUCAGCUCAUGCCGAACUUUCAGGGAUCAGUGACCUCGAUGAACCCCCCGCGAGAGCCGCAAAUCGCAAUGCCCAUGACGAACACUCCGGGGAGGUGCCCUCCCCCACAAAUGAUGAUGGGAUGAAGCCCAUCCUAAUGCGCUCGCAAACCUUGCUACCUGUUGAACCCAAUCACCAACGAGAGCGCGUCAUAUCGGCACGCAAUGAAAGAAGACACGAAGCCGUCGAUUCGAAGCAGGACAAGAAGCGUCGAAAUAGCGAGGAAAAUGUGAGAGAAUUCGGGGAGCUGAACCACACUCUCCCAUCAUCUUCACAGCCUAGGGCUGUCGAGCCACCUCGGCCUGUAGACAGAACAGAUGCAGGAGCGAGCAGUGGCAGUGUCGUUGCUGCGAUGCGGAACCGGUACUCAAAUGCCCCCACUUCGACUUCACCUCCACCGCGAGACCUGCCUCGAUUACCUCUUAGUGUCUCUAAUCUGGCUACACGUUAUCAGCCAAAUGAUGCACCUUUGUCGCCCAGAAUACGGGCGGGUUCACCUCCUGUGUCUCGUCAGCAGUCCUUGCCCUUACUUGACACGGGCGCUCGCUCGCCGAAAGAGGCGUAUCAGGAGUACCCCUCGUCAUCUUAUCGCCCUGGACAAGUCAUAUCGAAUCCAGAAGAGGACAGGACGCGCAGACAGCGACCAGAUGAAUUGGCCGAACUUCAGCGGAGGGAAAGAGAGCAGGAGCUAAGAGAACGCGAACUAGAAUUGGAGAUGCGUGCCCACGAGCUAGAGAAACAACGACAGCAGUUGCAAACUCUGCGUGACAGUGACCCAGAGAACGGCCGUCAGGCCUCUGGCCGGGGCGAUGACAGUAGUCAAAGCGGGCAGUUCGGCCUUCGGCCUAGGGAGCGCCGGAUAUCCCUUCGGUACCAGCUGCAACGGCCGUUGUCGCAGAUGGAGCUGGACGAUGUCAACGACCCCCAGCAUACCCCCAGACCUAGCAACAGCAAUGUUCGCGCAAAGUCUCAGUAUUCCCAUAGCAUCGGUAACCUCGUGUCCUCUGGCUUGCAGACGCCUCCGCCUAUGAUACAGCCAUUACAUUCCCCCAAACCAUCCCGUCCGAUGCCCCAGCCUCAAGACCUCGAAUACGACUCACGUGCCAGCGAACAGUAUCAAGACAGCACGUCUCAUUCAAACGCCAGCACCAGUACGUCAAACCAUGCUGCAUACUGCGGUUGUGAGUCUUGUUCUGUCAGCAAGUACAAGUCCGUCGAGCGCUCGUCCAUCGAUCAGCGGCAACCACCAUCGGGACGGAGUCCUCAGGUUGUUGAGGCAAAGGCUCAGACGCACCGCACCGAGAAACCAAAGGGGUGGAUUCGUCGCUUGAGCAUGCCCGUCGGAAAUGCGUUCAGCCUGGACUCGAAGAAACACCAGAGCAACAAUAACGUUGGUAGCAUUACGGGCAACUAUGCUCUGGGCAGCGGGGUGAGCAACAGCCCUGUAACCGAGAAGAGGAGCAUUUUCUCCAUGGACGGGAAGAAGAACAUCAGCCAGACGGCUCUCCGUACCCCUGAACCCAGUAUCCAAGAAGACGGUCGAUUGGGCGUUCGACCCGGCGGAGGUGCAGCUGGACGACGGAGCUUCGAGGCUAGCGGCAUCAGCAAUCGUAGCAUGACGAAUCUGGGGAGACAUUAG